Hemibagrus wyckioides is the source of this 636-nucleotide messenger RNA. RefSeq names its product E3 ubiquitin/ISG15 ligase TRIM25-like. Gene Ontology annotation, molecular function: zinc ion binding. Bases 1 to 636 code for a protein of 211 amino acids. The record is from RefSeq and is a predicted model, not a curated record. Lineage: Eukaryota; Metazoa; Chordata; Actinopteri; Siluriformes; Bagridae. The transcript has 2 exons.
AUGGCUGAGGCCGGUAUUUCAGUAGAUCAGGAUCAGUUCAUCUGUCCAGUGUGUCUGGAUCUCCUGAAGGAUCCGGUGGCUAUCCCCUGUGGUCACAGUUUCUGUAAGGUGUGUAUUAAUGGCUGCUGGGAUCAGGAGGAUCAGAAGGGCGUCUACAGCUGUCCUCAGUGCAGAGACACUUUCACUCCAAGGCCUGUUCUACGCAGAAACAACAUGCUGGCUGAAGUGGUGGAGAAACUGAAGAAGACUGAAGUCCAAGCUGCUUCUCCUGCUCACUGUUACGCUGGACCUGGAGAUGUGGAGUGUGAUUUCUGCACCGGGAGAAAACACAAAGCCGUCAAGUCCUGUCUGAUAUGUCUGGCCUCCUUUUGUGAAACUCACCUGAAACCUCAUUAUGAAGUUCCUGCAUUAAAAAAGCACAAGUUAAUCGAAGCUUCUGGAAAUCUACAAGAGAAGAUCUGCUCUGAACAUGAUAAAAUGCUGGAGAUCUACUGUCAUACUGAUCAAAGAUGUAUUUGCUCUUUGCAGCAGGAAGAGCAGAGAAACAGACUCUAUUCACAGACUCAGUGUCAGGCUUUGAUGUGUCGCUCACGGAUGAUGCAGACAUCUGUUCCUCUAUCCGUUCACAGAGAGUAG